UUGGCUUUUUUUGUUUGUGUGCGUAUUUUUAUUGAGGGUUUAUUGACUGAAGCAGCUGAUUUUAUGAACACAAUUUGCAUCUAUUCACGAAAAGAUUGAACUAUGUACAAAAUUUAGUUUUUCUAAAAAGUGAAUCGUUCUAAAAAUGAUAACGAGUUUUAAAUAAAGAAACCAUGGACCAGAAUUCAGCGAAAACAGCUAGUCUACCAAACAAUGGUACGGAAGGGAUUGAUUUCGACCUGGAACAGCCGCUGUGGUGUUUGGAGGAGCUUCAGAAAGCGGCUAUUGAGCAUCGACUCCUGCGUCCACGGAGCCUGGCCUGGGCUAUUAUGCUGAACGCUUUGCCACCUCCGAAUGCGGACAUCGUUUCUCGCCUAAAGUGCCAUAGGAACUUCUACGAUGACUUGAAAGUGAAAUUAUCGAUGGAUCCGAGAGCCGUGAUUGGGGAUGACCCACUCUCUCAGAACGAUAAGAGCGCUUGGCGACAGCACUUUUGCGACAACGAACUCAAAACUGUGAUACUCCAAGAUGUCGUGAGGACGUUUCCUGAUGAGCUUUACUUUAGGGAGAAAGACGUUCAAGAUCUGAUGGUCCGAGUCCUCUUCUAUUGGGCGCGUUCGCACUCGCACGUGGGCUACAGACAGGGCAUGCACGAGAUACUGGCUCCGCUACUCUUCGAGCUGUAUUUGGACAGGAAGUUCGCGCCCCGGGCCAUCAGUGACAAAUUAAAAAUUAUACUCGACGAAGAUUAUUUGGAGCACGACAGCCACAUGCUGUUCAGCACCGUGAUGCAGGGACUGGAGAGGUUUUACGUGACUGGCGACGUCGUGCCCUCGCCCUCCGGUAGGAUGCCCUCUUCCAGGAUGAUCCACAAUCCAAACGAAGUGGUGAGAUACCUGGAGAAGGUCAAGGAGGACUACUUGUUCCCGCUGGACCCCGAGCUCGCCACGCACCUGACCAACUUCAACAUUUCCUUGGAGCUCUUCGGAAUCCGCUGGCUCCGGCUGCUGUUCGGGCGCGAGUUCCCGCGCGCGCAGCUGGCGCCGCUGUGGGGCUUCCUGUUUGCGCAGGGGCCGGCGCUGCCGCGGCUGCACUACGUGGUGGUGGCCGCGCUGCUCGCCGCGCGCGCCUCCCUGCUGGACAACGACCCGGGCGCGGUGCUGUCCGCCCUCAUGCGGCCCUCGCACGCCAGCGCGGCGCACGUGUGCGCACUCGCGCUGCAUCUGUGGCGCCCCCUGGAGCACCCGCGCCCGCCGCCCCCGCCGCCGCCGCGCGCCGCCGACAGCCACCCCGCGGAGCCGACGAGGGAGAGGAGAGAGACCUGGAACAUCGAGGUGGUCGGCAGCGAGGCCGUGAGCUCGGGCUCCGAGUCGGAGGGCGUGGCGGAGGGCGGCGACGUGUCGCGCUCCCUGGCCGCGCUGGCCGUGCUGCGCGCGCACCUGCCGCCCGCCGCCGCCGCGCUCGCCGCCGCCCUGCCGCGCCCGCCGCCCGACGCACUGCCGCACCUGCGCCGCAUCCUGCACCUCGCGGCGCUGCUGCAGUGCAAGAAUCACACCCUGAUCGACGUGGAGACCGCCUUGGAAGCCGCCGAAGGGCAGCAGCCGACCGACAACAUCGGGCGCAAGCAGCUGGUGCCGGUCACCGCCAUCGCUGUCAAGAACAAACCCAACAAACAAAACUUCGGUCCGCUGAACAAAGUCAAGGAAGUGCAACUGAAGGUGUUCCACCAAGUGGAGUGCGACCGAGCCGGCGACCUGCCCUGCCUCGACCCUCUGAGGCUGAGGACCGAAUGACUGAGACGGAAGUUUGCGUUGUACAGUUGCUAGACGCCCUCCGCUGGAGGUCAUACGUAAACACAAACUGUUCUUUGUGAUGUAGGUAAUAAAACUGAUAAUUGUUUUGUGUCACAAUUAGACGAGGUACAAGUCACACACACGGUGAUCACAUAUAGAUACUAAACACCCAAACAAAGUGCGAACAAUCUAGUUCAUCACACAAAUGUUUGGCCGACGUGGGAAUCGAACCCGCGACCCUCGGCCCAACAAUUAUGGUGGCUAACUACUGCUUCACCGAGUCAGUCACUUGUAUCAAGUUGGGUGUUCACGAACUUGUGAAAAAACGUUCAAAUAUGUGAUUUAAAUUAUUAUUUUUAAUAAUAUAAGGUGAGAUAUAAACAUGCUCCUUGGGACAGUUGCUGACCGGUGUCAGAAUGCAUUUGCACAUCACUUCAGUAGUUGGAAAUUUGUAAUGUAUUUGUUUAUUAUAGCAGCGGUCGGGGAACUUUUUUUAUUGAUUACCCCAAAAUAUUUUUGUGUAAGUUGAUAUUACCCCGUGGA
Molecule: messenger RNA, 2336 nt
Organism: Bombyx mandarina (wild silkworm)
Lineage: Eukaryota; Metazoa; Arthropoda; Insecta; Lepidoptera; Bombycidae
Gene: TBC1D5
Product: TBC1 domain family member 5
Biological process (GO): activation of GTPase activity
Molecular function (GO): GTPase activator activity
Source: RefSeq, a predicted model, not a curated record